Olea europaea var. sylvestris is the source of this 597-nucleotide messenger RNA. RefSeq lists its product as uncharacterized. The transcript is spliced from 4 exons. The coding region runs from base 1 to 597 and encodes 198 amino acids. Gene Ontology annotation, molecular function: nucleic acid binding. The record is from RefSeq and is a predicted model, not a curated record. Lineage: Eukaryota; Viridiplantae; Streptophyta; Magnoliopsida; Lamiales; Oleaceae.
AUGGAUUUUCUAUUUGGACUUCCAUGGACUCAGAGUGGACACGAUGACAUAUGGAUCCUUGUAGACAGACUGACGAAGACUGCUAGAUUUUUGCCUAUUAAAGUCACUCAUGGUCAGUCAAAAAGAACUAUUCAGACUUUGGAAGACAUAUUACGAGCUUGUGUACUACAGUUCAAAGGGAAUUGGGAUACUCAUCUUCCUUUGAUGGAGUUUCCUUAUAAUAACAGUUAUCAUUCGAGUAUAGAAAUGGCUCCUUUUGAAGUAUUGUAUGGUAGAAAGUGCAGAACUCCAAUAGAUGCAGAAGAAAUCUUGAAUUUGAUGUUGAGGAUAGAGUUUUCAUGCGAUUGUUGCCAUGAAAAGGUGUUAUCAGAUUUGGGAAAUGAGCAUAUUCCAGAUCCAUCUCAUGUUUUGGAAUCACAACCAGUAGAGCUGAAAGAAAAUCUUAUAUGUGAAGAGGAACCAGUUCAGAUGUUGGACAAAAAGGAACAAGUCUUACAUAGUAAGACUAUUCAUUUGGUUAAAGUCUUGCGAAGGAAUUAUGCUAUGGAAGAAGCGACAUGGGAAAGUGAAGAACAGAUUCGUUCUCAGUAUCCCUAG